GGAUGCGGACGCCGGUGGUGAUGACGCUGGGCAUGGUGCUCGCGCCCUGCGGGCUGCUGCUCAACCUGACGGCCACGCUGGCGCCGGGCUGGAGGCUGGUGAAGGGCUUCCUCGACCAGCCCGUGGACUUGGAGCUGUACCAGGGCCUGUGGGACAUCUGCCGCGAGCAGGCCAGCCUCGAGCGCCAGUGCGGCCAGACCGACGAGUGGGGCUACUUCCAGGCCCAGCCCGUGGCCGUGGCGCGGGGACUCAUGCCCGCGUCGCUGGCCGUCACGGCCCUGGGGCUGCUGCUGGCGGCGCUCGGCGUGCGCUGCUGGCAGGAGCGGCCGCGCUUCGCGCUGGCCGGCCUCUCGGGCGUGGUGCUCUUCGCCGCCGGCCUCCUCAGCCUCAUCCCGGUGUCCUGGUACAACCACUUCUUGGAUGACCGCGCCGUCCUGCCCGCCGAAGCCAGCCCGGUCACGGUGCACGUCGGCUACAGCCUGGUGCUGGGCUACCUGGGCGGCUGCCUGCUGCUGCUGGGCGGCUCCUCGCUGGCGCUCAGCUUCGCGCCCUGGUGCGAGGAGCGCUGCCGCGGCUGCCGCAAGGCGCCCCCGGGCACCCCGCGCCGCAGCAGCGUCAGCACCGUGCACGUGGACUGGCCCGAGCCCGCGCUCGCGCCCGCCAUCAGGUACUACAGCGACGGCCGCCACCUGCCGCGGCCCGCCGAGCUCGGCGCCGCCGCCAAGCCCAGGGUCGGCUUCCCCAUGCCGCGGCCGCGGCCCAGCGCCUACGCCAACCCGGUCGACGCGCUCCGCGGCGAGGGCGCCGACUCCCCCGACUCCUCCCUGCCCAGCACCCGGCGCUGCGGAGACUCGCUGCCCUGCGACUCUGACCUGUAGGCGGCGGCCCUCCGCCCACCGCCCGCUCUGACCAGGCUCGGACUCGCCCCACCACGUCCAGCCUUGAACCCGGCUGUUACCUUGCAGCCGGAAACACUUGGCUCAGAGUCCGAACCCCGGACACGUUCCUGUAACUGGUUUGGAGGGUGAUCUUCCUCUCUUGUGGCCAAGCUAGACUCCUUGGACGACUGGUUCAGGUUUCGUUUGGUUUUCUUUUUGUCGAGUUUGGUCUUCUUCCCCAGAGGGGUCAGGGUCCUCUUCUAGACUGACGGCGUUUUCACACUUUAAGUUGAAGGAGAUAUAGAAAGGGUGCUUUCGCAUCGUGUUGACACGGGACGAUAACAACAAAUCAAAAUCAGCAAACAGGCCCCAAAGCUAUGUGAACGCCUCGAAGCAGUAUCCGGAAAUGCCAGUGAACCUUACGUGAAUAUAAUUUUUUUCUGCUGUAUAAUUUAUUCUCACGCAAGCUCUCAACAGACCAAUAUACUGGCUGUGUUUGAAUGAAGCUCUUAAAAUAAAUGUAGAGCCAUGCAAA
This is a messenger RNA of Hyaena hyaena (striped hyena), 1413 nucleotides long. RefSeq names its product claudin 23 (gene CLDN23). Gene Ontology annotation, biological process: bicellular tight junction assembly; cell adhesion. Lineage: Eukaryota; Metazoa; Chordata; Mammalia; Carnivora; Hyaenidae. Gene Ontology annotation, molecular function: structural molecule activity. The transcript has a single exon. Gene Ontology annotation, cellular component: bicellular tight junction; plasma membrane. Bases 3 to 878 code for a protein of 291 amino acids. The record is from RefSeq and is a predicted model, not a curated record.